AUCGAUAAUUGUGAUUUUUGUUUGUUUGUUUUAUUCACUCUACACAUUACACAGUAGUCUCAUGAAAAACGCUUCUACACCAUACGUUCAAUUUCCGUUUUAAGGUUUCUGAAUUGUGAGAUUAAUCGAUAAAUAAUCGAUUAUGAUGAAACUGUUUGAUGCACACUGUCAUCUUCAAGACCCAAAAAUCAUAAGCAAGACACAACAGCUCAUAAAAACAGCACAAGAUAGAGGAGUCGUUUUCUUCGCAGUUAACGGAGUUUGUGAACAAGACUGGGAUUCGGUGAAACAAUUAUCUGAGACGCACCCUUCCGUUGUUCCUUGCUUUGGCCUCCAUCCUUGGUAUGUUGCUGAGAGGAGCCCUAAUUGGUUUAAGACUUUGAAAGAAUAUUUUGAUUCUACACCUUCUGCUGCAGUUGGAGAGAUUGGUGUAGACAAAGGAUCACAUGGAAAGAAGAUUGAUUUUUCUGAGCAGGUUGAAGUAUUGAGGCAGCAGCUUGAACUUGCUAAAGAGUUAAACAAGCCUGCAUCGGUACACUGUGUUCGCGCUUUUGGUGACCUUCUUGAGUUAAUGAAGACUAUAGGACCCUUUCCUGCGGGUGUAAUCCUUCAUUCUUACUUAGGUUCUGCUGAGAUGGUUCCUGAAUUUUCAAAGCUUGGUGCUUACUUUUCCUUCUCUGGAUUCCUUAUGUCACUAAAAGCUAAUAAGGCAAAGAAAAUGCUGAAGAUGGUCUCCUCGGAUAGGAUUUUGUUGGAGACAGAUGCACCUGAUGCGCUACCAAAGUCGAACAUAGAUUCUCUUUUGUUUGUUGAAGGAGAUACUUCUCUUGUCGAAGAGCUUCAUCGCCAAAGAACAACUUCAUCCUCAACUUCUGAUCUGUCUCCUGCUGAUUCGCCCCAAGUCUUUACAGAUGCUUCGAUGUUGCCGAAGGAAACACUCAAUCAUCCGGCUAACAUUCUUAAUGUACUUGAUUAUGUUGCAUCAAUGCUAGAGAUUACAAAAGAGGAACUAGCUGAAUUAAGUUACCAGAAUGCAGUUCGCUUAUUCUCCUAUGAAGGAUCAAAAGUACUUCAAAAGUAAACAAAUCACAGGUUCUUGUUAGAAAAUUAGAAGAUUCUUAGCUUAGCAAAGUUUAUAAUUUGGGGAAGUUCCAACUAGAAAUUACAACAAAGAUAUAAACAGAUAUAUUGUAAGAACAUUUUGUUAAUGUUUAUGAUAUAUAUGAUAGUUUUUUCUUGAAUAAA
Cicer arietinum (chickpea) is the source of this 1245-nucleotide messenger RNA. RefSeq lists its product as uncharacterized. Gene Ontology annotation, molecular function: hydrolase activity, acting on ester bonds. The record is from RefSeq and is a predicted model, not a curated record. Lineage: Eukaryota; Viridiplantae; Streptophyta; Magnoliopsida; Fabales; Fabaceae.